GCCCCUAAAACCAAAACCAAAACCAAAUUCCAAAGCCCGCUCGCAGAAAGGGGGAAAAGGAAGAACACGCUCUCUUAAUAGUCUUCCGCUGAUCCCGAUGGCCGCGACAGCCGGCUACACCCUGGUCGGCCCACCGGAGGCCGCCGGACGACUGCCUGCUUGCGCCGCCGCCUUCAAUUUCAUGGACUUGAUGGAGGACAGCUUCAACAACACCAAGGACACCGGCGGGGCGCGGGGGGAGAAGGCGCUCACGGAGAACUCCUCGCCCACGUUCGUGUCCUCGGGCGACCCCUGCCUGGACUUCUUCUUCCACGUGGUGCCCGGCACGCCGGCCGCGUCCGUGGCCUCGCUCCUCGCCGCCGCGUGGGCCGCCGACGCGCCCACCGCGCUCCGCCUCGUCGCCAACCUCCGCGGCGUGCGCGGCGCCGGCAAGUCCGACCGCGAGGGCUUCUACGCCGCCGCGCUCUGGCUCCACGCGCGCCACCCGGCCACGCUCGCCCGCAACGCCGCCUCCCUCGCCGCCGAAUUCGGGUACCUCAAGGACCUCCCCGAGCUGCUCCACCGGAUCGCGCACGGCGGCAGGUCCACCAGGACCCCCGGCAAGAAGGCCCGCCUCGAAGCCGAGGGCCGCGGCGGCUUCGUCUGCCGCGGCAGAGGACGCGGACGCUUCCGCGGGUCCUCCGGCAGCCGCAGCAAGCCGCGCAGGGAGGACGACAGCCGAGCCCCGCGCGUCGGCACGGCGGAAGAGCGCGUCGCGGGCAGCCUGGAGCGCGACCGGGAGCUCGCGGCCGCGGCGCGCGUGUCGCGCCGGAGCAGGAGGGCGGAUGCCGCGGCGCGGGCCGUGGAGCUCUACAGCCGGGACCCGGCGUACCGGGCCCUGCACGACCGCACGGCCGAGCUCUUCGCCGGCCUCCUGGCAGAGGACAUGCGCAAGCUCGCGGAGGGCAACGUGAAGGAAUUCUCGCUCGCGGCCAAGUGGUGCCCGUCGCUGGACUCGUCCUACGACCGCUCCACACUCCUCUGCGAGGCCAUCGCGCGGCGCCUCUUCCCCAGGGGCUCGUCUCCAGAGCUCGCUGAGGACGAGGACGAGGCCGAGCUCUCGGACGAACACUACGCGUACCGAGCCCGCGAGCGGCUCCGCAAGUCUGCCAUCGUGCCGCUCCGCCGCGCGCUCGAGCUCCCGGAGGUCUUUAUCUCGGCGCGCGCGUGGGGGUCCGUGGCGUACACGCGCGUCGCCUCCGUGGCCAUGAAGAACUACAAGGCGCUCUUCCUCGAGCACGACGCGGACCGCUUCAACGCGUACCUGGCCGACGUCAAGUCCGGCAAGAAGCGGAUCGCCGCGGGCGCGCUCCUCCCGCACCAGAUCGUCAGCUCCCUCGACGGCGACGGCGACGGCGGCGUGGCCGAGCUCCAAUGGCAGCGCAUGGCGGACGACAUGCGCGCGCUGGGGAAGCUGGCCAGCUGCGUGGCCGUGUGCGACGUGUCCGGCAGCAUGUCCGGCUUGCCCAUGGACGUCUGCGUGGCGCUGGGCCUCCUCGUGUCCGAGCUCACUGAGGACCCCUGGCGCGGCCGCGUGAUCACCUUCAGCGAGCGCCCGGAGAUCCACAGGAUCACCGGCGACACCCUCAGCGAGAAGAUCAGCUUCGUCCGCACCAUGGAUUGGGGCAUGAACACCGACUUCCAGGCAGUGUUCGACAAGAUCCUGGAGGUGGCCGUGGGGGCCGGGCUGCCGGCGGAGAAGAUGGUGCGGCGGGUGCUGGUGUUCAGCGACAUGGAGUUCGACCAGGCGUCGGUGAAUCCCUGGGAGACGGACUACGAGGCGAUCGUGAGGAAGUUCUCGGAGGCCGGCUAUGGCGCCGCCGUGCCGGAGGUGGUGUUCUGGAACCUGAGGGACUCCAAGGCCGUGCCCGUGAUGUCCGGACAGAAGGGGGUGGCCCUGGUCAGCGGCUUCUCCAAGAACUUGCUCAAGCUGUUCCUGGACGGCGGCGGCUCCUUCACCCCGAGGGCCGUCAUGGAGAAGGCCAUCGCCGGGCCGGAGUAUGACAACCUCGCGGUGUUCGAUUGAAGCCCAAGGAUUGCAUAAAAGGCCUGUGGACCCAAUAUUUCCGGCACGCCCACCUUGGAGUCCUUGCCAAAUUGACCCAGCUGCUUGAAUCCGUACCUCAUGCUGUACAUGUCAGGAAGAUAUGGAGCAAAUGGAGGCUCAUGGUUGGAGCUAUGAACACCAGGUUCUGGGCAUCAUCUCUAGCAUCUGUGUCUAUUGGAGGGCAGUCUUCUCCCCGAGCUGCUCUUUUGGUUUGACACUUUGACAGUUGUUUCAAUUUAAGUAGCAAAGGGAGAGCAUGCGGACUCUUUGAAUUGUGCUGGAUGUACAAGCUCCUGCAACUCACAUGAACAUGUAGUGAUGCAUCUUGUUUGUAGCCCCUAAAUCUUAGGAUACUGUUUGAGCCUUUGUAGAUCCUAUUGCAACAUUAAUCAUGAGUAUCCGUUGUCAUAGUUUUGAGCAAGGAGACAGCAUAAUCUGCAACUGAAGUACUAUGUUCAUCUGCCCACGGCCCUUUUUGACGGGCGUGGUAGGCGCA
Brachypodium distachyon (stiff brome) is the source of this 2582-nucleotide messenger RNA. RefSeq lists its product as uncharacterized. The record is from RefSeq and is a predicted model, not a curated record. Bases 98 to 2065 code for a protein of 655 amino acids. The transcript has a single exon. NCBI's taxonomy places the organism in Eukaryota, Viridiplantae, Streptophyta, Magnoliopsida, Poales, Poaceae.